AUGGAAUCAAGCAAUGUGAAGAACAAGUCAAGUGGAAAAAGAAAGAUGUCUAGUGAGGACACAAGAAGUUACUUCACAUGGAACUUGGAAAUGGUGCGUGUGCUAGCUGAUGUGCUUAGAGAUAAAAGAAAUUUGGGUAAUAAAGGUGAUGGAAAUUGGAAAGCAGUAGCAUAUAGUACUACACCUCAAAUUUUGUCCAAGCAUUUUGGAGUUCACCUCAUGGCAGAUAAUGUUAAGAACUGUUUUAAGCUUUGGAGAACAUGGUAUGGAAUUGUGAGUGACAUUCUUAGUCAAAGUAGAUUUGAUUGGGAUAGCACAAAGUACAUGAUUACUGUUGAAAAUGAAAUUGCAUGGAAUGAAUAUGUAAAGGAUAGAGCUAUUGGAAUCAGAGCAGAAAAUGCAUUAGAUGCAGAUGAUAUCAUGAGCAAAGAAACAAAUGAAGAGGAAGCAAUUCAUAGUGUGAGUUUUGACUUAGAGGGAUCAAGUUCCACCACAAGAAAAAAAUAUUUGCCCAAAAAAGAUGUGAAGGAAUUCGUGUGCUAA
Glycine soja is the source of this 543-nucleotide messenger RNA. RefSeq lists its product as uncharacterized. The transcript has 3 exons. NCBI's taxonomy places the organism in Eukaryota, Viridiplantae, Streptophyta, Magnoliopsida, Fabales, Fabaceae. The record is from RefSeq and is a predicted model, not a curated record. The coding region runs from base 1 to 543 and encodes 180 amino acids.